AUGGCGGCCGCCAUCCCCAUUGCCUUGUGCAGUUGGCUUGGUGCCCCUACAACUUUGGCUGGAAUGCUUGGUGGUACAGCAUUGGGAUUUGGAUUAAAUUUCCCUGGAGCAGGUGGAGCAGCUGCUGUUGCAUCUACUACAACGUCAACCAUCACCACUACCACGGUCACCACCACCAGCACCAGCACCAGCACCACCAGUAGCUUUACCAUGAAUCUAAAACCACUGACAUCAACUGGCAUGAAUAACACUGUUCCAUUUGGCACUGCCCCAGCAGGGAAUCAGAGCAUUGCCUGUGAAAUCAUAACUCCUGUGAUGACAUAUGGUCAGCUGGGUGGUCUGGUAAACAAAUGGAGCCUUGAGUUAGAGGAUCAAGAGAAACACUUUCUUCAUCAGGUCACCCAGGUCAAUGCUUGGGACUAUACAUUGAUUGAGAAUGGUGAGACGAUUAUUGCUUUACAUGGAGAAGUGCAAAAGGUGAAACAGGAUCAGAAAAGGCUGGAGCAAGAAUUGUAUUUUAUCCUGUCACAGCAGAAAGAACUAGAAGAUCUCUUGACCCCUUUAGAGGAGUCUGUAAAGGACCAGAGUGGGUCUGUUUAUCUGCAGCGUACAGAUGAGGAGCGUGAGAGGAUUUACAAGUUAGCAGAAGAUGUAGAUGCUCAGCUGAAACGAACGGCCCAAGAUCUCAAGGACAUUAUUGAGUACCUGAAUACAUUUGGAAGUCCUGCUGACACUACUGACCCGCUCCAGCAGAUCUGCAAAAUUCUGAAAGCUCAUAUGGACUUUCUACAAUGGAUUCAUCAGACUUCAGGUGGGAGUUUAUUUGUACCCCAAGUUAUCUGCAUGCUGCAAAGGAAUGUAGAAGAGAUACAAGUUUUCGAGCAUCGUCAUUACAGGGUGCAAAAGAAGGUAGAAGAGGUAACACAAGUUUUCGAGCAUCAUCAUUGCAAGGAGCAGGAAUGCAAUGUCAGGAUUGCUUUUGAUUGA
Messenger RNA from Lipotes vexillifer (Yangtze River dolphin), 987 nucleotides. RefSeq names its product nucleoporin 62 C-terminal like (gene NUP62CL). Gene Ontology annotation, biological process: RNA export from nucleus; protein import into nucleus. Gene Ontology annotation, molecular function: structural constituent of nuclear pore; phospholipid binding. The transcript is spliced from 10 exons. Gene Ontology annotation, cellular component: nuclear pore; nuclear pore central transport channel. Lineage: Eukaryota; Metazoa; Chordata; Mammalia; Artiodactyla; Lipotidae. Bases 1 to 987 code for a protein of 328 amino acids. The record is from RefSeq and is a predicted model, not a curated record.